This is a messenger RNA of Sodiomyces alkalinus F11, 1780 nucleotides long. RefSeq lists its product as hypothetical. The record is from RefSeq and is a predicted model, not a curated record. NCBI's taxonomy places the organism in Eukaryota, Fungi, Ascomycota, Sordariomycetes, Glomerellales, Plectosphaerellaceae. The transcript has a single exon. Gene Ontology annotation, cellular component: extracellular region. Gene Ontology annotation, molecular function: chitinase activity; chitin binding. Bases 160 to 1566 code for a protein of 468 amino acids. Gene Ontology annotation, biological process: chitin catabolic process; carbohydrate metabolic process.
GCAGUCUUAUCCUCUCCCUCCUCUCCCUCCUCUUCCUCCUCACUUUCUCCCCACAUUGAAUAACCCCUCCAUUAAACGUCCAUUCGUUUUCAGGCUUAUCCAUAGGCCUCCCUGAUAACUACGUAAUCUCACGAUUAUCUCAGGCUCAUCGUCCCAUUCAUGCCUAGUACGCGCCCAGCACUCACAUUAAUUGCUUCAGCCGCCGCCUUCUUCGCCGCCAUCUACCUCCUCCACACAUACACCAAGGCCUUUAGCGAGGGCCCUCGACUCCCGUCCUUCCGCCAGCCCAACACCUCGUCAACUCUCACAGACACAGACACAGACACCAUGGGUGGCGGUCCAGGCCAAGGCUUCCGCUCGGUCGCCUACUUCGUCAACUGGGCCAUCUACGCCCGAAAGCACCGCCCCCAAGACCUCCCCGUCGAACACCUCACCCACAUCCUCUACGCCUUCGCCAACGUCCGCCCCGACUCGGGCGACGUCUACCUGACCGACACCUGGGCCGACACCGACAACCACUGGGAGGGCGACUCCUGGAACGACCCCGGCACCAACCUCUACGGCUGCCUCAAGCAGCUCAACCUCCUCAAGAAGCGCAACCGCAACCUCAAAGUGCUCCUCUCCGUCGGCGGCUGGACCUACUCCUCCAACUUUAAGGUCCCCGCCUCCACCCCGGCCGGCCGCGACGCCUUCGCCCGCUCCUGCGUCCAGCUCGUCAAGGAUCUCGGCUUCGACGGCAUUGACAUUGACUGGGAGUACCCCCAAAAUGACGCCGAAGCCGCCGACCUCGUCCUCCUCCUCUCCGCCGUCCGCUCCGCCCUGGACGCCUACGCCGCCGCCGCCGCCCUCCCGGCAGGGAACCAGGCCCAGGCCCAGGCCCAGACCCCCUACUUCGAGCUCACCGUCGCCAGCCCCGCCGGCCCGCAAAACUACAACCGCAUGCGCCUCGCCGAGAUGGACCGCCUCCUCGACUUCUGGAACCUCAUGGCCUACGACUACGCCGGCUCCUGGGACGCCCUGGCCGGCCACCAGGCCAACGUGCGGCCCUGCGCCCGCAGCCCCGCCUCCACGCCCUUCAGCACCGUGCGCGCCCUGGACGACUACGUCGCCGCCGGCGUGCACCCGUCCAAGAUCGUCCUCGGCAUGCCGCUCUACGGCCGCGCCUUCGAGAACACCGACGGGCCCGGCACGUCGUACAGCGGCACGGGGGAAGGGUCGUGGGAGCGCGGCGUGUGGGAUUACAAGGUGCUCCCGCGGGACGGCGCUGAGGAGGUCCAUGACCAUGACUUUGGCGCGAGUUGGUCGUAUGAUGCCGCUCGUCGGGUUAUGGUCAGCUAUGACACCGUGCCUAUGGCGAGGGCCAAGGCUGCCCUCGCGGCGGAGAAGGGCCUCGGGGGUGCCAUGUGGUGGGAGAGCAGCGCUGAUAAGCCUGCUGGCCAGGGGAGCCUGAUCGAGAAUGUGGUUGACGUGUUGGGUGGUCCCAAGGCCCUGAUGCGCCAACCCAAUUGCAUCGUGUACCCCGAGACGAAGUACGAUAAUCUCAGGAAAGGCUUUCCUGACGAAUAGACCAGACUACCUAUACAUAUACUUGUCUGGGGAUAUAGAGAUAUAGACACGUAUAGUAGACGAUUGGAAAAUCUACACGGCGUAGAGAAUUGCACAUCACAAACAGCGAGAUUCUUCAUAGAGCAUCCCGAAUGUUCCAAGAGCAUUGUCAUUGCCAGCCUCUGAUGGGGGGUGUUGUGAUCGUUAUGCUACAUCAACGCCAGAAAAUUUCCCG